CUCAUUAUCUGGCUGGGACGUUCUACAUGUUGGGAAAAGAUGAACUGGCCCCAUUCCUGCAUCUCCUUUUGCUGGAUGUAUUUUGCCGCUUCUGGAAUCAGAGCCGUAGAGACCGCAAACGGAAAAUAUGCUCAGAAGCUGUUUAGCGAUCUUUUUGAAGACUACUCCAAUGCUCUGCGUCCAGUAGAAGACACGGACGCCGUGCUGAACGUCACACUGCAGGUCACACUCUCCCAGAUCAAGGACAUGGACGAGAGAAAUCAGAUUCUGACAGCCUAUCUGUGGAUCCGCCAAACCUGGCACGAUGCGUACCUCACAUGGGAUCGAGUCCAGUAUGACGGGCUGGACUCCAUCAGGAUUCCCAGCGAUCUGGUGUGGAGGCCGGACAUUGUCCUGUACAACAAGGCCGACGAUGAGUCUUCAGAGCCUGUGAACACCAACGUGGUCCUGCGGUAUGAUGGACUUAUCACCUGGGACUCACCAGCCAUCACCAAAAGCUCCUGUGUGGUGGACGUCACCUAUUUCCCCUUCGACAGCCAGCAGUGCAACCUGACCUUUGGUUCCUGGACCUACAAUGGGAACCAGGUGGACAUAUUCAAUGCCCUGGACAGUGGAGACCUCUCUGACUUCAUUGAAGAUGUGGAAUGGGAGGUCCACGGCAUGCCUGCUGUGAAGAACGUCAUCUCCUACGGUUGCUGCUCAGAGCCUUACCCAGAUGUGACCUUCACUCUCCUCCUGAAGAGGAGGUCCUCCUUCUACAUUGUCAACCUACUCAUCCCUUGUGUCCUCAUAUCGUUCCUUGCUCCACUGAGUUUCUAUCUCCCAGCAGCCUCUGGGGAGAAGGUCUCUCUGGGAGUGACCAUCCUAUUGGCCAUGACUGUGUUUCAGCUAAUGGUGGCAGAGAUCAUGCCAGCCUCAGAAAAUGUCCCUCUGAUAGGAAAAUACUACAUAGCCACCAUGGCCCUGAUCACAGCCUCCACAGCCCUUACCAUCAUGGUGAUGAAUAUCCACUUCUGCGGGGCGGAGGCCCGGCCAGUGCCACACUGGGCCAAGGUGGUCAUCCUGAAAUAUAUGUCCAGGAUCUUGUUCGUCUAUGAUGUGGGUGAGAGCUGCCUCAGCCCCCGCAAAAGCCAGGAGCCAGAACAAAUCACCAAGGUUUACAGCAAACUCCCAGGGUCCAACCUGAAGACAUCCAGAAACAAAGAUCUUUCCAGAAAGAAGGAAAUGAGCAAACUUUUAAAGAAUGACCUGGGGUACCAGGGUGGGAUCCCCCAGAACACUGACAGCUAUUGUGCACGCUAUGAAGCACUGACAAAAAAUAUUGAAUACAUUGCCAAGUGCCUCAAAGACCACAAGGCCACCAACUCCAAGGGCAGCGAGUGGAAGAAGGUGGCCAAAGUCAUAGACCGUUUCUUCAUGUGGAUUUUCUUUGCUAUGGUGCUCGUCAUGACCGUUUUGAUCAUAGCAAGAGCAGAUUAGGAGGAGAGAGGAGUGGGUUGGUAGGCAUUAGAUAUUUGGAGAAAAAUCGAUAACAUUCACCUGUGAUCUGCCCCAGUGUUUGAGUCCAGUUGCAGUUCAUACAUGAUUUAGGGGAUAGUUUAGGGUCCAGUAUGCUUUUAUUCUCAACUUCAAUCAAUAUCAUAGCUACAUGUUAGGCUAAAUGAGGAAGGAGAUGAAAACUUUCGCGGGUAAAGGGAGGAAGGGAGAAAGUGAGAAAGGAGCCUUGUCACAGGCUCCAUGAUGGGAGUGGUGGCCUUCAGUUUAUGUAAUUCGUUGUCUCUUUAUUAUUGCAGACAACAAAACACAGUGUGGUCCUGCUAAGAUUUAAAGCACGAAAAGACAAAACAAAGUCAUUCUGUCAG
Apodemus sylvaticus (European woodmouse) is the source of this 1862-nucleotide messenger RNA. It is a transcript of the gene Chrna9, whose product is annotated as cholinergic receptor nicotinic alpha 9 subunit. Gene Ontology annotation, cellular component: neuron projection; synapse; postsynaptic membrane. Lineage: Eukaryota; Metazoa; Chordata; Mammalia; Rodentia; Muridae. Bases 40 to 1479 code for a protein of 479 amino acids. Gene Ontology annotation, molecular function: acetylcholine-gated monoatomic cation-selective channel activity; transmembrane signaling receptor activity. The record is from RefSeq and is a predicted model, not a curated record. Gene Ontology annotation, biological process: monoatomic ion transmembrane transport; signal transduction; chemical synaptic transmission. The transcript has 5 exons.